UCUGUGCCCCAUUAAUUUAUCUUUUUCAAUAAUAACAGAUUCUUGCUGUCCGCAAUUCAAAAUCACAGGAACUGUUCAGCAACAUUACUUGAUCUACCAUCUUAAAAGCACAUACACAUGUAUAUAUGCAACCUAGCUAAAGCACAUGAGAGCACUGCACUUAAACACAGAAGGUGAAGAACCAUGGGAGAAGUGAAGCAUCUAGUUUUGGUGAAGUUCAAGGAAGGUAUAGUGGUUGAGGAGUUGCUUGAGGGGAUGAAGAAGCUUGCCACUGAGAUAGAUGCUGUCAAGGGGUUUGAAUGGGGAGAAGAUGUGGGGAGUGAGCAGAUGAUGAGCCAGGGGUUCACCCAUGCCUUCAUACUGACCUUCAACUGUGCUGAAGAUUUUGCAGCUUACUCCAACCAUCCAAGCCAUGUUGCAUUUGCCGGCCCUUUUGCUGCAGCAAUUGAUAAGAUCUUACUGUUUCAGUUUCCACCUGUUGUCAUCAAGCCUUCCGCUUAACAGCAAACUGGAUUUGCUAGACAAGAUCAUUGAUGAUAUUCAUAUUCAGGAAGCUCAAUUUGUUGGUGCCAAUGCAGUGAGAUGUGUGUGUCUAGUCAGUCAUAUGUGACUGACUCUAUUUGCAUUGUGUUUGUUUCCAUUUAUAAGAUCAAAAGUCUUUCAAAUAAUUAAUAGGUGUUUUUACAAUGA
Messenger RNA from Dioscorea cayenensis subsp. rotundata (Guinea yam), 690 nucleotides. RefSeq names its product stress-response A/B barrel domain-containing protein At5g22580-like. Lineage: Eukaryota; Viridiplantae; Streptophyta; Magnoliopsida; Dioscoreales; Dioscoreaceae. The record is from RefSeq and is a predicted model, not a curated record.